AUGUCCGAUUUACUCCAUUUCCUGUUUACCCAUGAGGAGGCGUUUCAGAGCAAGAGACGAGUAGCAUCAUUAUAUUCCGAUUUUCCCGCCCAUCGAACCGCCAAUCCAGACGGCUACACCGCCAAUCUCGACGCAUGGAGAAACGCGUUAGCGCACGCAGCCCGGGCGGGUGCUUUACCCGGACAGUCUGGAGCGGCAACGACGGUUAACAACACAACUGAUGCGACGGGAAGCGACACGUACAUACUGGAGUCUGGGGAGAAGCUCGCGAAAGCUCUCGAAACUAGAGAAUUAGGGAGGCCUUCCGGGCUUGGAGAUGUCAUUGCGGACGCCAUCGCACGCGAUGUGUUUAUACCUUUGGAGGAGUUCCUUUCUGCCACGAGUAAUAUCUCCAAGCGAAAUACAGGCUGGCUGGGGAGUAUAUCGCCCUGGGAGGUGAUGCGGUGGGGAUUGAGACGAUUGGGUGUACCCGAUUUGUCAGGAACUCAUUCAUCCGCAACGGGUAGAUUUGUCCUUCGAGAAAACCUCGAGGCCACGACUUCACAAAUUCUAGCACAUUUGCGGAACGACCAUUCAACGCUCGUAUUCACACCGACAACGCUGUCUCAUCUUGUAUCAAAGCUCUCCUCCAAACCCCACCCAUCUCCUCUGUCCAUGGAACUCCUUAUUCUUCAUCUGUCUCGCGAUACCGAUCCUCCGGUGGCUACCUACUCGCGUGAGAGCAGCACAGUUAAAUUUGCCCUGCCAGGCUCCUCCAAUCCGCCACCCCCCAUUAAUGAGGCUGAUGUGACCGUGGCGCAGCUUGAUACGAUUAUCUCCAAGCUUUCCCCAUCCAUUUCCGAGCUUGAGAACCAGGUUUCUCAUCAUGAACGGGCUGCGCGCACGGCGCUUGAAGGCAAACGCCGAGGCGCGGCGCUCUCUGCUUUGAGAUCAAGAAAACUAGCCGAAUCUUCUGCCGAGAAGCGCCGCGAGACACUGCAUCAGCUUCAAUCCCUUCGUUUGCAAAUUGAAGAUGCGUCCACCCAAGUGGAAGUUGUUCGGGCAAUGAAGAGUUCGACAAAUGCGCUCCAGGGUCUCAAUAAGGCCGUUGGUGGGGUAGAAGGCGUCGAAGACGUUGUGGACCGCCUUCAGGAACAACUGGGCAUAUCAGGGGAAAUUUCGAGCGUCAUUACCGGCCAGGCUGAAAUCUCCGUCGAUGAAGGCGACGUAGAGGAUGAGUUGGAACGGCUGGAGGGAGAGGAGAAGGCCAAAGCAGAGGAGAAGGCCAAAGCAGAGGAGAAGGCCAAAGCAGAGGAGAAGACCAAAGCAGAGGAGAAGGCCCAAGCGAUGGCAGGGGUCGAGCAAUCCCAAGAAAACGACCAGGAGCUAGAGAAGCUGAAAGCACGCCUGGCCUCCCUGGACCAGAUUGGAAAAGAGUCCGGAGCGGAACAGACGAAAAUCACGGACACCUCGGGUCCAGCAACGGCUACAAGCUUGAGUAACUCGGAGAAGGAGCUCGAGGAAGCACAAGCUCGUAUGGCUAAUAUUCAUUUAGAUCCGAAUGAGAGGGAUCUGCCGGCUUUGGCAGAGGCACAAUGA
This is a messenger RNA of Eremomyces bilateralis CBS 781.70, 1578 nucleotides long. RefSeq lists its product as uncharacterized. Bases 1 to 1578 code for a protein of 525 amino acids. Lineage: Eukaryota; Fungi; Ascomycota; Dothideomycetes; Eremomycetales; Eremomycetaceae. Gene Ontology annotation, cellular component: ESCRT III complex; multivesicular body; cytoplasmic side of plasma membrane. The record is from RefSeq and is a predicted model, not a curated record. Gene Ontology annotation, biological process: late endosome to vacuole transport via multivesicular body sorting pathway; vesicle budding from membrane. The transcript has 4 exons.